Molecule: messenger RNA, 2553 nt
Organism: Bursaphelenchus okinawaensis
Lineage: Eukaryota; Metazoa; Nematoda; Chromadorea; Rhabditida; Aphelenchoididae
Source: the annotation of a GenBank genome assembly
AUGCGACUGAUUCCUUGUUUGCGAUCUUCUGUCAGAGUAGCCUCCAGAUGCGGCCCAAUUGAAGGAUUUCAAUUGAAUCUGCCCGGAGGCACUUCCGAUGUUUUCCUCGGGAUUCCUUAUGCAAAACCACCGGUCGGAGAGGCUAGGUUAGAGGUAGAGACAAUUGUUUUGCUUUGUUUUAAUUGUUUUGUUUAGUGAUAUAAUCGCUUUUAAAAGUAAAUAACAACAAAAUUUCACCUUAUAUAUAAAAUUCCCUUUAAAAAUCCAGCUAUCAGCAGUAAAAACGUUGUUUAUAAACUAAUAGACUUUGUCGUAAAUUUAAACUAAAGCUUUGCAGAAGCCAGUAGCCUACGGAUCUUGGAAUGUGCCUCUUAAAGCCAACAAGUACUCGUUAUGUUGUGUACCUCACCAUGACAAAGACAACAUGGCUCCGACGUGCGAAGACUGCCUCUCUGUCAAUGUGAUACGACCGACUACAAAAGUUCGUUUUACAUUAAAAAGUUUUUAAAUUUUGUCAAUAGAGGCAAAUUAUACGACCAAAAGUAAUUUAUUCAUUCGCAAUUCUAGUAUACAUAAACAAUAAUAGUACGCUUUUAGAGCUCAGACUCUUCAGGAUACCCAGUAGCCUUUUGGGUCCACCCCAGCUGCUACAACGUUGGUUCCUCACAAUGGCUAAAAUACGAAAAUGUCGCUGAAAACUUUGUAAACAAAGGUGUCAUAGCUGUCACAUUCAACUAUCGACUCGGUGUUUUAGGUAAAUUUAUUUAAUCUUAACAUAUAUAUCUCGUCGUUCCUUAAUCAAAAAUUUAUGAAACAUAAAAUUUACCAAUUCAACCUACUACAAUAUUCCGUAUAAAAAUAACUUUAGGCCUUGCAUCGACCGGAGACUCAGUUCUCCCCGGUAAUCUAGCAUUAUUUGAUACAGCAUUGGCACUGGAAUGGGUUUACAAAAACAUCGAAGCGUUUGGAGGUAACCCUGACAAUAUUACAGCAUGUGGACUCAGUGCUGGCAGCUCCAUGGUUGGACAACUUGUUUUGUCACCUUAUAGCAAGAGUAGGUACAAUGAAAAUCUUUAAAUUAUUUUUUAACUUAUAUUUACUUUUACUUUACAUCAUCACAUACCAACAUCAUUCUCAAAUAUUACUUUAGAUUACAUAAAACGAGCGAUCCAAUUAAGUGGAUCAUACUACAGCUUGUGGUCCACUAACGACCAAGUGGUACAAGAAACACAAAAGUUGGCUGAAGUACUAGGAUCUGGUCCAAAUGACUCUAUUUCCAUUAAAAAUACCUUGAAAUCAAAGUGUACCAAAGAACUAAACGAUGCUAUGGAGCACUUGGGUACCGCAAACUCAACUACCAACAUUGCCAAAUUCUCUCCUCGGUUGGACGGCGACUUUCUACCUAAAGAUUACCAUGAACUUCUGAACGACAAGCCCCCAAUACCCACUUUCUACGGUUACUCUGCUCAUGAAUCUAUCUUUUUUGGUAAGUUAGUAGUACAUACUUUAUUGUACUAAUCAGAGUAUUCUGAUUAAUAUUUUAGCUGUGCUUGGCUUUCUGAAGUCGUGCAACGGACUCACGAUAAAACCAGAAGAGUACGAUAACUUUGGAGAAGCAGAGAUCAUCAACAAAAUAAAGACAAAUCUAUUCCCCGAGGCUGAGUUCGGAAAGUUCACAAAGAAGAUACAAGAUAGGAUAAUAUCAUUUUACGUACGACGAAGAGUACCAGACAAGCCACAUUCCUUGUUCUACAUAGCCAGAUAUGUUGAAGUAAGCACCUAAAACAAUAUUAAAAGUUGUUGUAAAAUAACCUUUAGCCUUAACCCAACAGAUACUAGAAUGUCUACAACAUACCAUGCUGCUGUCUUAUACCAUUUAUACAGUAUAAUGCUAAAAAAGUACAGUAUGUAACCCAUGAUUACUUCAGAUUAUGUCUCAUAUGCAGUUCUUCAUUCCGACAGCUUUUGAGAUAAUGGAGAAACAUGAACACGACUGGCCCAUAUUCAUAUCCAGGAACGAGUACUACCGCGACCACCACUUCAAAGACGGUACCAAGCUGAAAGGAGUGGUACACGCCAACGAACUUCACACAUUUUUCGGCUUCCCUAACCCUAAGGCAUUCCAUAUGAACAAGGAGGACAUCCAGAAUCGAGACUUCUAUGUCGACAGUCUCUGUAACUUUAUCAAGACAGGGUAAGAUUACUGUAACUAUUGUUUUGUCUCACUAUCAGUAUACAUAUUGACAAUAAUCAAUGAUUAUGCCAAAGUUUCUUUUUAUACUAUAUUUUUACAAUAACCAUUUUUACAGUAAUCCAUCUCACACAAACUUUGAAUGGCCACAGACUUCACACGAAACACCGUGGCUUCACGUAGCCCUGAACACGACUCCAGAAGUCAAGAAACAAUUCAGUGACGAUGACAAUGAUGCUGUCAAGUUCUGGAUUGGAUUGUGGAGAGAGUUUGGAGAAAAAGCCAUUAGAAGUAUCCAGUUCUCAUCCAGAAGGGGCAGAAGAGAGCCUUCUGGAUCUCACCAUGCUGAAAAUGUCAAGUAG